Rhinopithecus roxellana (golden snub-nosed monkey) is the source of this 8030-nucleotide messenger RNA. RefSeq names its product G protein nucleolar 1 (putative) (gene GNL1). The record is from RefSeq and is a predicted model, not a curated record. The transcript is spliced from 12 exons. The coding region runs from base 1549 to 3372 and encodes 607 amino acids. Lineage: Eukaryota; Metazoa; Chordata; Mammalia; Primates; Cercopithecidae. Gene Ontology annotation, molecular function: GTP binding; GTPase activity.
CUCUACUGCCCCUUUCCCCUACUGUUCUGCGGCUGCGCAAAAGAGCUCUUUACUCUCUCCACCCCCGCCUUUUCCAGAAAGGUUUGGGGCCGUAUUGAGGUUGACGGUUCCAGUAAGAGACCUCCUGGUUCAAGGCUCCAUUUGGGACAGCCCUGCUGCCACCCCUACCCAGCGCGUGCGCCCUUCCUCCUUCCGUUACAGCCCCCUCCUUCGCACCUUAUUAGCCCCUAGCCCUUCGCCCGGACGGGCUUGACAGGCAUGUGCACAUCCCUCCCUGACCCCUCACCGAUGGGACUCCCAUCCUCCUCAUCUCCAGUCUCUUCCCGCUCGGGCAGUGGGGGUUGCUGCUGUGUCGGUGGCUGGUGCUGAUUCUGCUUCUUUCGUUUCGGCAUCGUGGCUGCGGCAAUGGCUGCAGCGGGAUUUGGAGGGUAGUGAGGAAGGGGCACGCGGGGAUUCUAUUUCCGCUUCCGGGGGGUCGGUGGGCAGCAAUGCCGAAGCUCCCACCAUUUAACUUCCGGAAGGUUGCGGAGAACAUCUGGGCGGCCGCAUUCUGGAGUAAACUGCCUCCCUCCGUCUCUGCCAGGCAUGGCAGCAACCUCACACCUUCCCUUUGCUGCGUUUCUAUAAAUGCUUUGAAAAAAUUCCUUUCUUCUUCCCUCGCCGGAAAACACCACAACCAGCUCCUCAGAGUGUGUCACAGAGUCAACAGGCUCUCGGGCCAGAAGGCCUGAGAAGAAGACUGUCGCACCGUAAGAUCGCCACAUCCGGUCCUCGGUUACUAUGGUAACAGCUGCAGGCACAACUUUGUGCCCUUUGACCUCCCUCCAAAAGUCGUUGUCCCGCCUGGGUUUCCCUUCUGGCCAGCUUUUGCACUUCUGAUCUGUAAACCUGCUCCUUAUCAUCGUUCCCACAAGGAAUUUGGGUCCCAGCAGGUCGGCAGCCAGGACUCUUCAGACCGCCGCCCUCCCCUAAAGACCUCUGACCGUGCCCUCGGUGUAGCCCAGCAACUUGGCUUCAUUCCCGGGACGCACAGUCUCGGCUUUCCACUAAGGUCAAGCCCGGGGGUUGGGAGUGUAGCCUCAGCGUGUCCACUCCCCCUCUCCCCAGGUAGUAGGCCCCGCCCUCCGCUCCGCCACCCCCUCCAGGUGAGUGGUAGCUUCUCCCGGGAGCGCAAGGUAGUGAUGACACGCGCUCCCCCCUCCUUCGAACGCGAGUUGGUAGCGUCCGUGACGGAGUUAGCCUGGUCCUCCCACGCGCGCCUCCUUCCUCGCUGCCUGGGUGCUCUCUCGGUGCCACUGGCUCUCACGUGCCAGUAGCCCACCCCGCAUCAUCCUCUCGCCUCGCUCCUGGAGGGAAGUGACUGUAUCUCCCGUGUCUGCCUUCCAUCGCCGCCGCGGCGGCAAUUCGGUCGGGCCCGCCCGCUGACGUCACCUGCUAGCUCCGCCUCCUCUAGGGUCCCGGGCCCCUGCGGCGGGGACUGCCCCGGGGGGCAGUCAGUUGAGGCGGCAGGAGCUCGGCGGAGGGCGGGCCAGGUGACUGGUCCGGGCCAUGCCGAGGAAGAAGCCCUUCAGCGUGAAGCAGAAGAAGAAGCAGUUGCAGGACAAACGGGAGCGGAAGAGAGGGCUUCAAGAUGGGCUGCGCUCCAGUUCCAACAGCCGCAGCGGGAGCCGGGAGCGGCGAGAGGAACAGACCGACACCUCGGACGGGGAGUCUGUGACCCAUCAUAUCCGCAGGCUUAACCAGCAGCCUUCUCAGGGGCUGGGUCCACGAGGCUACGACCCAAAUCGAUACCGACUGCAUUUUGAGAGAGACAGCAGAGAGGAGGUAGAGAGGAGAAAGAGAGCAGCCCGGGAGCAAGUUCUACAGCCGGUCAGUGCUGAGGUGUUGGAGCUGGACAUCCGGGAGGUCUAUCAGCCUGGCUCAGUUCUGGACUUUCCUCGACGUCCUCCUUGGAGCUAUGAGAUGUCCAAGGAGCAACUAAUGAGCCAAGAGGAACGGAGCUUCCAAGAGUAUCUUGGGAAGAUUCAUGGGGCUUACUCCUCUGAGAAACUCAGCUACUUUGAGCACAAUCUGGAGACAUGGAGGCAGCUGUGGCGGGUGUUAGAGAUGUCUGACAUCGUCCUGCUUAUCACUGAUAUCCGACAUCCAGUUGUGAAUUUCCCGCCAGCACUUUAUGAGUAUGUGACUGGAGAACUUGGGCUGGCCCUGGUGCUGGUUUUGAACAAGGUGGAUCUGGCCCCGCCAGCUCUUGUGGUUGCCUGGAAGCAUUAUUUCCAUCAACACUAUCCCCAGCUCCAUGUCGUCCUUUUCACCUCUUUCCCUCGGGACCCCCGCACCCCACAGGACCCUAGUAGUGUCUUGAAGAAGAGUCGGAGGCGGGGGAGAGGAUGGACUCGGGCACUGGGGCCAGAGCAGUUGCUGAGAGCCUGUGAAGCCAUCACUGUGGGGAAAGUAGACUUGAGCAGCUGGCGGGAGAAGAUUGCUCGGGAUGUAGCAGGGGCCACCUGGGGUAAUGGCUCCGGGGAGGAGGAGGAAGAGGACGAUGGCCCAGCAGUCUUGGUGGAGCAGCAGACUGAUUCAGCAAUGGAGCCAACUGGCCCAACCCGAGAGCGCUACAAGGAUGGGGUGGUGACCAUCGGCUGUGUGGGUUUCCCUAAUGUGGGAAAGUCCUCGCUGAUCAAUGGGCUGGUGGGGCGGAAAGUCGUGAGUGUCUCCAGAACUCCGGGCCAUACCCGAUACUUUCAGACCUACUUUCUUACCCCCUCCGUGAAGCUCUGUGACUGCCCGGGCCUCAUCUUCCCAUCUCUUCUGCCUAGGCAGUUGCAGGUUCUGGCAGGGAUCUACCCCAUCGCCCAGAUCCAGGAGCCCUACACCGCUGUGGGCUACCUGGCCUCCCGAAUUCCCGUGCAGGCCCUGCUCCACUUGCGCCACCCAGAGGCUGAGGACCCCUCAGCGGAACACCCCUGGUGUGCCUGGGACAUCUGUGAAGCCUGGGCAGAGAAACGUGGUUACAAGACAGCCAAGGCGGCUCGGAAUGAUGUGUACAGAGCAGCCAACAGUCUCUUGCGGCUGGCAGUGGACGGCCGCCUCAGCCUGUGUUUUCAUCCCCCGGGCUACAGUGAACAGAAAGGCACCUGGGAGUCCCAUCCAGAGACCACGGAGCUGGUGGUUUUGCAGGGCAGGGUGGGGCCAGCAGGUGACGAGGAGGAGGAGGAAGAGGAAGAGCUGAGCAGCUCCUGUGAGGAGGAGGGAGAGGAGGACCGGGAUGCGGAUGAGGAGGGAGAAGGGGAUGAGGACACCCCAACCUCAGCUCCAGGGUCCAGUUUGGCUGGCCGAAACCCUUAUGCCCUGCUGGGUGAGGAUGAGUGCUGAGUUCCUCGCCCAGUGCCAUCUUCCCACCCAAUGUCUUUGCUUUUGGACUGACCUGGGGGUAUCUCCCCUCUGCCACCCCAAUUGUGAAUAAAGAUUGUUUGCUUUGUAGCCCCUUCCCCAGAUGAACUGAGGUGAGAGCGGCUGUUCCAGGCUAACAGCUGUGGGAGGUUUCUCUCCUCUUCUCCCUUCUUUUUUCAUGCAUUCUCUUUGCAAGGGAAAGUUCUCUUAGGAGUUUGUUUAGUAGGUUUCCAGUCUCUGAAACCUGCUUCCUUUACCCACUCUCCCACUCUGCACUUUAGGAAUCCCAUUAUCUACAUGGGGAGGGGAGUUCUAAAUUCAGCUCCCUUUUGGAGUUUGUGCCAUUCUCCGAUUUGAGCAGCAGCCCUGUGCGCCCCCUGCUGCCAGACCUGGUCAUUCCAGGAGCUUCUGGGAGAAGCAACAGUAAGAGAGGAAGUGUCCCAAGCUGAUGUCUCUAAAUGAGAUUUUUACAGGAAUUGUUCAAAUUCAGCAAAUAUUUAUUGAGGGUCUAUUGUGUGUCUUGACCUGUGCUGAGCACCAAGCAUAUAAGGAUGUACCACUGAAGCCUGGCCAUGAUCAAAACCCCACCUUCAGGCACCCAAGUUUUUGGAUUAAGAAGGGUGAAUGAUGUUCUGCAAAUCCUGGGGGCUCAUGCAGUAUAAUUCUAGGUCUUCAUGUUGAUAUAAAUUUUUAGUUAAGGCAAAAUGCUUGUGAAAAUGUCGAUUUAAUGUGUACGAGUAGAGUUUUAAUUGCGAACAACUAGCGUGCACAUUUAUGAUUUGAGCAGAAUAGCCCUUUAAGUCCAGUGUUAAGUUUCAUUAUUUAAAAGCCUGGCAGCUGCGAGUAUAUGAGGCACAUAGGGGUGGGCACAGAACCAGCCUCCUGAAUUCCAUUUACUCUGGUUUGGAGGUGGAACAAAGAUGACACAGUGCAGGGUCAGAGCUAGAACCUAGCAGGUGGCCAGAAUCAUUUUAGGGUUUCACCUCAGCAUUGCAGCAGAGAUCAACUCUCUCGUGAGUCAGGGCACCUUAGGCCUUGCUGUAUAUCCCUUUGUUAAGCCAGCAACUAGACUCCUAGAUUUAAUUCUUUUAGAAAUGGAAGAAUGAGCUUUGUUUUACUGACUGCCAGUGUUGUCUAUAUUGGAUGAUAGCAAAAAGUGUAGUUUGACAGGUUGACCACCAGAUGGAGGAGUGAAAAGUACUAGACUCUGCUCUAAAGCAGAUCCUUUCAGGAUCUGAGUCACUGGGCAGUUUCUCCAAUGUGAGCAGACAGACCCUGUUAACCAAGGAGCAAAGGAAAGUAUAUUUAAAGAGGCUGAGGUGUUUGGCCACAUAUUCCUUUGUUCCUCUCCAUUGGUCUCAGUGAGGACAUAACCCCUGGAAUUCACUCCAGUGCAAAGUUUAAAUACUACCAGCAUGAUAUGUACUUGAAGGUUUCCCAAAAUGUGCUAGACGAGAAAAGGUCCCAGCUGAGAGAAAAAUCCACCUGUCUCCCAUCUGGGGCUCUUUACCCUCACUGAUAGAAAAGGAAAAGGGGCCCAAGCUAAGCUUACUUUGAGGGUUCAUGAUGUUCAGAGAUGCUCAGGGGACUUCUCUGCUCUGUCCUCUGGUGAGGACAUUGGAUUCAUUUCCUCAAAAUGUGGAGAGAAAGGAGAAAAAUCAAUUCUAUUUGUACCUCUGCUGCUUGUGCUGUUUAUCUUUGCUUGUCUUUUUCCACCUCAAGGGUUUCAUCAGGGGCAUUUGGGAGAGUCGAGGGGUGGGGAUGAAGAGUUGAUUGGGAGCUGAGGAGGGGGUUUUUUUAUGCUGAAGACCUGGCAGGAGGCGACUCCUGACACCCCCACAGGGCUAGACUGUAAAACCUCUUACCAGGCCUCUAUCAGUGACUUGCUGACUCUGUAGGAUAAUAGCAACAGGAAAAGAACUGAGGGACCUGCAGAUCAGGAUGAAUAGGGUCCCAACACCAGUGCUGAGGCUGAGGUUAGAACUGACUACAAAGACACAGGAAACCAAGGGCCCAGUCUCCACUCCACGCUGAAAUACCCUUGUCCUCGCACCCUCUUGUCUGGGUCACGCCUACUACGUGAAUACUUGACUAUGGAGGUCUGGGGCUCUGGUGGCUUCCAUAGCUGGCUAGUCUCUUGAUGGAGAGAAAGCAGGGCUUCUCUCAUGCAUGCCAGAAUCUCACUUAGAUGUCAACUUCCAAGUUUCCCUUUUUCCAGAUGGGAUUCUAGUCCUGGUUCUGGAACAGGGUAGCUGUGUGUGGUCCAGGAUAGUUCAAUUAUAUGGGCCUUUGUUCACUUAUUAUAAUCAUUGAUACAGUCAACAAAAAUUGGUUGAAAGCAAUAUAUGCCAAACAUUUGUCCCGGAGUUCUGGGACAAUAACCAAAAUUGAAUAAGGCAGUAUUCUACCCUCAAGGAAUAGAAAGUAGGAAUAGAAGAAUAAUAAUAAUACAAUAGCUCUAUAGCAGUAUGUAAACUAUAAAAGCAUUAUGUUAAUAUGUAUCUAUUGAACUGUCAUAACUGAAUAAGGUGGUUAGUACCAUAAUUACCCCAAGGAUUCAUUCACUCAGAACAUUUGUUGAGCAAUUACUAUCUGCCUGUCACUUCCAAGUGGUAAGUGAGAUAGAAAUGGUUCUUUGUGGAGCUCACAAUUUAUUGGGAGAAUGGAAACGGACAAUUACAAAAAAAAUGUGCUAAGUUCUGGGAGAAGGGUGGUGGUACAGGAUCCAGUGGGGUAGUGGUGGCUCCAUAUAGGAGGGACCUUGGGAUAGUGAUCAGGAAGGAGUGGGGGACAGGACUAGAAGCUGCAUUAGUAUAUCAAGUUAUGUCAGACUGCCAAAACAAAACAAACACCAAAAAUCAGUAGUCCAUGGUAAAGAAUUGCUGUAGGAACAGCCAGUAGGGGGGUUAAACUGGUGUUGGUGAAUCAAGGGAAGCCUCCUAGAGGAACAGAUGUCUGUGCUGAGGCCAAAUGCCGGGCAGGAGUUAGCCAGACAGAGGGAAAUAGCAUUCUGGGCAGAGGAGGCAGCAAAGGCAAGGAACAUGACAACUUUGGAAGACUGUAACUUGUUCAGAGGCAGAGGGUGCAAAGGAGAAAUGAGGAAAGGUGAAGCUGGAGAGGUGGGCUUGGUCCAGCUCUUCCUGGGCCUUUUUAGCCAUGUUAAAGAUUCAGACUUUAUCCAGAGAAACAUUGAACUUUAAGCCUAAGACUGAAAAGGUGAGAAUUGUGCCUUAGAAAGAGCACUAUAAUUGCAGUGUGGAGACUGGUUUGGAAAGGGGAGAAAUCAGAGGCUUUUACAGACAUCCCAGGGGGAGAGAAUAAACACUAGCAUUAGGGUAAUGGAAGAUGGAAAGAAGAGAAAUGGUUUCAUGGGUUGCUUAGGAGAUAGAAAUGACAUGUCUUGGGAUUGUUUUGCCAUGUAGGGGAGAGAGACACGUCAAGAGUAUACAUCCUGUUUCUGACUUGGCAACUGGGUGUGUCAUGGGUCUGUUUCCUGAGACAGUUGUCUACAGCCAUACCACCGUGAGCGCCCUGGAUCUCAUCUGAGACAGUUUAUGCAAAUGGAGCUUGGGGAAAGAGAGGUGGCUGGAAACAGAGAUUUGGGCAUCAUCGACAUACAGGUGUGGGGAGCAGAGAAGGCUGAGGAAGAAAGCAGGAAACAUAUAAAAGGAGAGCAGGGAAAGGAUCCAGUGAGACAGGAAAAAGCUAGUAACAUGGUGUGAUGAAGCUAGAGGAGGAAGGAAGGAAGGGCGGUGUGGAAUGCUGCUGAUGGGUGUGAUGGGUGGUGGCACGGAGAAUGAAGAAUAUCCACCAGCAACGAGAGGGGCCUCCAUGGUCUUGGUGGGAGCAUUUCUUUGGAGAGGUGAAAUCAGAGGCCCCAGAUGUCAGAGGGUUAAGGAAUAAUUUGGAGGAAAAGAGUAAAGGCAGUGGAGGUGAGGAGAGAAUUUUCAAAAUGGCAGUGAUUGCAAUGAAAGAAAAAAAUGGAGGGAGUAGAGUAUAUGCAGUUGAAGUUUUUUAGUUUGGAGUGUGUUAACAUGAUGUUAGGAAGAAGGAUCAAGUGGAGGAGAAAGGUGAAAAUGCGGGAAGGUGGGGCUUAGUGAUGGAACAAGCCUUGGGGACAGGUGGGCGUGGUACUGAGAGUCCCAGUGAGGGGAGUGCCCUCAGGCAGGCGCCCGUGGCUUCUGUUACGGAGGGAACAGUGCUGACAUUCAGCUGGUUCGCACUGGUACGGCUCAACCAGUUGUUAAAACAUGUCUGCUCCAGUGUCAGUAAUAUACGAGUAACUGCAAUAAGCAGUAAAAAUUAUAAAUUCUAAUACAAACUCAGUUCAAGCUAAUUAGGAGAUCGCCACAACCAUUGGUAAAUGGACUUCCCGCUGCAUUUGUGAAGCUUUGCAGCGCUAUCUGCCGGUGUCGUGCAUAACUGCAGGCUGAGAGGCUGCUUUGCGCCUUCAUCUUGAAGCACUUUGAAAUUGCCUGUUUAAAUUACCUUGGAAUCGUGGAGUUGCUACUGCUUCUGAAUAGUUUGAUUUUAUUGUUAGUGCAUUGUCGUUCUUGUGUCAGUAGCAAAUUUCAGUGUUUUAAUAUUUACAAAUACAAAAAUUUUUAAUAAAAUAUUAAAGCCAAACUUGAAUGAAGAGA